This is a messenger RNA of Trichoplax adhaerens, 441 nucleotides long. RefSeq lists its product as uncharacterized. The record is from RefSeq and is a predicted model, not a curated record. Bases 1 to 441 code for a protein of 146 amino acids. Lineage: Eukaryota; Metazoa; Placozoa; Uniplacotomia; Trichoplacea; Trichoplacidae. The transcript is spliced from 5 exons.
AUGCUACCAAUUCGUAAUUAUGUUGUUCAUGAUUAUAACUUUCUACGAAAUGGUUCUAAUUUAUCGAAGCAAUGGUGUCGAUGCUGGUUUCGAUUACUAGAUACUAAUUUAUACAUAUAUAAGAAGAAUGAGAUUGAAUUACUGGAGAAAAUUUCUCUUAUCGACUACAUUGUACUUCCAUCUGGCGUAAAGCGGCAAUGGAUGGCAGUAUUAAAUCAAGCAGUUACAGAUAAUAAUUACGCAAUCAAUGACGAUACUAAGGAAUUAGAUAUUCCAAUUGAAGAUGCAGACCAUGAAUCAGAUUCAGCCGGAUCUCAUGAUGCUAACUCUAGUGAUGAAUCUACAGAACUAACGAUAAAAACACCAAUAGCACUAGUAUCGAAAGAAGAUAACCCCUCUGAGAACAAAUUGGAUUCAAAUAUUAAAGAAUUUACUUAUUAA